Messenger RNA from Cooperia oncophora, 1209 nucleotides. The record is from the annotation of a GenBank genome assembly. Lineage: Eukaryota; Metazoa; Nematoda; Chromadorea; Rhabditida; Trichostrongylidae.
AUGCCACAUUGCUGUCAAAAACGGAAAUGGAGAUUUAAAGGUUGCAUUCUGUGCCCGAAUCCGGACACAUCAAGCGCGUACAAUACCGGUGGCGAGAGUUGUCGUUCAAACUCGAUCACACCUGACGGAACCGUGAAAACCCCUCCACAACAGCAGACGGCACCACCACCUGCUAUGGAACCAGUGGCGAUGCCCACUGGCGUGCCGCCUCGUUCACCACGACUGCUGCAUCGGUCGAAGAAUAUGCCGCUUUCACCGACAACAGAAGGAUUUGAUGAUCAGGCAAAUGUUGGCGCCGUUCGAACACCUGCAUCGAGGCGGAACAGCAGGCAUUUAACACAAGAGCGAGGCUAUACUGAUCAUCGCAACCGUCUGCCCGCACACUCCCCUGUUUUAUACGGACGAGAUCCAAUGCAUCGGAUACCCUCACUAUCGAUUGUGAUUCGAGAACAAAACAAACCAAAUCACGGACCAGAUAUUACUAAACAGCCCAAGCUUCCAAUGCCUAAGUAUUUCCGGAGUAUUCAAACGAAAGAAAAGUUGUACAUAAUCGAGAAACCAGUAGUAGAAGCGAACGAAAUUAGUGACGACCAUGGAGUUGCUGCAGGGCCAUCGGACAAAGCUCCAGAGCGGCCCAACAAUACAAGCGACACCAUCGUGUAUAAGUGGAAGGUUAAGCGACGAUGUGACGGUUCACGAUACGUCGUGAAGCGACCAGCUCGAAAUCAAAUUCUGAAGAAACGAGCUGCACAGCUUAUCCGAGAACGAACAGGCAUCAGCACCGAUGACGACGCAAUGAGCGAGCUGAAAGUUAAGCGACGAUGUGACGGUUCACGAUACGUCGUGAAGCGACCAGCUCGAAAUCAAAUUCUGAAGAAACGAGCUGCACAGCUUAUCCGAGAACGAACAGGCAUCAGCACCGAUGACGACGCAAUGAGCGAGCUGAAACUCGGACACUUUCACACACGUGAGGAACGCAAGAAGCAUUUGGAAGAGGAACGGCGGAGAAAAAUUCGUAAUCAGCAGAAACUCAUCGAAUCAAAGAUCUCGCCUGCCGAUCAGAUGAUCGUGCAACUUUCUCAACGAAAAAUGCAACGUCGUAAAGAGAAAAUGCUGCUAGACGGUUUUGUGACCACUCAAGAAGUGCUCAGCCAGCGGAAUCCGGACACCACUGCCAAACAUGGAAUUCUGUCAGUCACUACCGUCUAG